Messenger RNA from Liolophura sinensis, 1011 nucleotides. RefSeq names its product melatonin receptor type 1B-A-like. NCBI's taxonomy places the organism in Eukaryota, Metazoa, Mollusca, Polyplacophora, Chitonida, Chitonidae. Gene Ontology annotation, cellular component: membrane. The record is from RefSeq and is a predicted model, not a curated record. The coding region runs from base 1 to 1011 and encodes 336 amino acids. Gene Ontology annotation, molecular function: G protein-coupled receptor activity. The transcript has a single exon. Gene Ontology annotation, biological process: G protein-coupled receptor signaling pathway.
AUGGAAGACUUGAUUUCUGAAGCUCUCAACAAUUCUGGAGGCAACGAUACUAAUUUCAAUUCAACAGGAGACAUUCCACCGGACGGUGACUCGGUAUUCAUAUUUUUGGCUGGGUUAAGUGGCAUUAUAAUGCUGAUCGGGAUUCCAGGUAACCUUUUAGUAAUUGCUUCAGUAAUCAUCAACAAAGAACUGAGAAGCGCCCCAAAUUUCCUCGUUUUAAGUCUGAGCGUUUGCGACCUGUUGUUUCUCUGUAUAUCUGUUCCUGUUCACACCUAUACAUACUUUAGCGGACAUCCGCCAGCCCCAAAGGCCUGCUGGGCCAUUGGCUUCAUCACGAACUGGCUUCUGGGGUCGUCGGUGAUGAGUACAGGUGCUAUUGCCAUCAACAGGUACAUAGCUAUUGUUCUGAAGAGCAAAUACCACUACAUAAGUAGAAAUGGAGUUGUGAUCAUAACAUGUUUCUGCGAUUUCCUUGUACCUUUCCUGAUACUACUGCCCACAAUUUUUGACGAAUCCUUAGGAAGUUUCGGGUUCGAAUCUCAGGAUAAGAACUGCGGAUGGAUAGGAAACGGUAUUCUAAAACCCAUUGUCAUAGGUAUUACGGCCAUAUUUCCUUUAGUUUUUAUGACUUUGUGUUACAUCCGGAUCUUCUUGCACGUUCUUGCAAGUAGGAAGAGAGUGGAGGCCAUAGGGGAUGCGACCGCUUUAGGCGCUACUAGGAGAACUGAGGCCAGGCUCUCUCUGAUGUUGGCCAUCGUCUACGUUGUGUAUUUUGUCACGGCUAUACCAUCACUACUGGACAAUACCCUUUCCCAGGUCGGUGUCUUUGUGGCAAUUUCGGUUCACAUGACAUGCUUUACUGUCGUGUGGAUGUCGUCUGCCGCUAACCCUGUCGUCUACGGUCUCGUCAACAAGAAGUACAGGAAUGCCUACAAAGGCGUGGUUACUAAAAUCCACAGCUUAACACUAAGGCGAACGAGGACUGGAGGUGUGGAUACAAGUACACAUUGA